This is a messenger RNA of Habropoda laboriosa, 573 nucleotides long. Its product is annotated as apoptosis regulatory protein Siva-like. Bases 52 to 573 code for a protein of 173 amino acids. Gene Ontology annotation, molecular function: CD27 receptor binding. The transcript is spliced from 5 exons. Lineage: Eukaryota; Metazoa; Arthropoda; Insecta; Hymenoptera; Apidae. The record is from RefSeq and is a predicted model, not a curated record. Gene Ontology annotation, biological process: extrinsic apoptotic signaling pathway.
UUAAGAACGUAGUAGAUAUACGCAUUUCUUAAUAUUAAUCAUUGUUGAAGAAUGCCGAAACGUCCGUGUCCCUUUGAGGAUGAUUUGCCGCCCCAAUUAAAGGUACACGUAGGUCAAAAACAAGUAGACAACGGCGUCUGUCGAGAAGAACGAAUGAAAAUUGUAUAUGGCAAAACAAUGGAUUUAUUAAAAGAGGGUGUCAAGACACUGUCGCGACAAUUAAAUACGUCCAUGGAAUUAAAUCCGAUUGAUGCUAUACCGUCGUCGAAAGUACCUUCCCCUUGCAAGUUCAAAACUGAACGCAACUUAAAAACACAAAUGGUAUUGAAUAGCAAGUUAGAAUUAUUAGGAGCAGAUAAAGCUAUAAAGGAUGUUCAACCAAGGUAUGAUCUUUGUGAAUGCAAUCGAAUAAUUGAUCAGAGCAUGUUUAGUAAAUGUUCUUACUGUGAUCAAGUUUUAUGUUCUUCUUGCCUCUUUGAAUGCACUAGUUGCUCAGAGCUAUUUUGUCAAAACUGUUCCCUGCCUGUCUAUAAUAAUGAAGAACAAAACAAGUGCCUUAAUUGUUAUAAAUAA